AUGUUGAAAUACUGUGAUUUCCCUCAGCCUAAGUGGACCGAGAUCGUGAACAGAAAGCUUAAGUUCCCACCUCCGCUGCUGGGUGCCAUGGACCUGGUGUAGCAGCUGCUGGAGUUGCGGGUUGAGACCACAGACGGCGGGUCAGGCGGGCCCCUGCAGAAUGUGGAGGAGGCUGAGGACCACUGCUGGAGGGAGGCGCUCAAUCUGGCCAUCCACCUGGGCCACAAGGCCAUCAGUGGUGUGCUGUUGGCCAGUGUCAAGUUCGACUUCCGGCAGAUCCACGAGGCCCUGCUGGUGGCUGUGGACACAAACCAGCCGGCAGUGGUGCGUUGCCUGCUGGCCUGGCUGGAAUGGGAGAAGGGCCGCAAGGUGGACACCAGGUCUUUCUCACUGGCCUUCUUUGACUCAUCAGUCGAUGGCCCCCGCUUUGCCCCUGGUGUCACCUCCCUCACCCUGGCCUGCCAGAAGGACCUGUAUGAGAUCGCCCAGCUGCUCAUGGACCAGGGCCACAGCAUCGCCCCGCCCCACCCUGUCUCCUGUGCCUGCCUCGAGUGCAGCAACACAUGCUGCUGUGAUCUGCUCCAGUUCUCCCUGUCCCGCAUCAACACCUGUCAUGGCAUUGCCAGCUGCGCCCACCUCUCACUGGCCAGUGAGGACGCCAUGCUGGCUGCCUUCCAGCUCAGCUGCGAGCUCAGGCGCCUUGCCCACAAGGAGCCUGAGUUUAAGCCUGAGUACAUUGCCCUGGAGUCGCUGAGCCAGGACUACGGCUUUGAACUGCUGGGCAUGUGCCAGAACCAGAGCAAGGUCGCUGCGGUGCUCGAUGACUUGGGCAAGGACAGCAAGACUGAGCCCAAGGCCGAGGGUCUGGACCAGGCCUUUGAGGAAAGCAUCCCCAACCUGGCGAGGCUGCGACUGGCCAUCACCUACAACCAGAAGUGGUUUGUAGCACCCCCCAUCUGCCAGCAGGUCCUGUCCUCCAUCUGGCAUGGGAGCCUGGCUGGCUGGCGUGGGAGCACCAGUAUCUGGAAGCUCUUUGUCGCCUUCCUCAUCGUCCUCACCACGCCCUUCCUCUGCCUUGGCCACUGGCUGGCGCCCAAGUCCCGGCUGGGCUGCCUGAUGAAGAUCCCGGUGCUGAAGUUCCUGCUGCACGCGGCCUCCUAUCUGUGGUUCCGCAUCUUCCUGCUGGGAGAGUCCCUGGUCAUGGAAACACAGCUGAGUACCUCCCGAGGCCGCAGCCACAGUGUCUGGGAGACUUUACUACACAUGGUUUGGGUUGCAGGCUUCCUGUGGUUUGAGUGUAAGGAAGUGUGGAUCGAGGGCCUGUGCAGUUACCUCCUGGACUGGUGGAACAUCCUGGACACGGUCGUCUUGUCCCUGUACCUGGCGGCCUUCGUGCUCCUGGCCGGGCUGGCCUACAGGCGCUGCCGGGAUGCCCCGGACAGGGCUGCCUGCCGCUACUUCACCUCGGCUGAACGGAGUGAGUGGCUCACGGAAGACCAUGAGUUCCUGGCUGAGGUGCUCUUUGCUUCACCGCUGGCCUACGUCCUGCCGGCCCAUGAGUCGCUGGGCACCCUGCAGAUUUCCGUUGGCAGGAUGAUCGACGACAUGAUCCGGUUCAUGUUCAUUCUCACGAUUAUCCUGACCGCCUUCCUCUGCGGCCUCAACAACAUCUACGUGCCUUACCAGGAGACAGAGCGGCUGGGCAAUUUCAACGAGACCUUCCAGUUUCUGUUCUGGACGAUGUUCGGCACGGAGGAACACAGUAUGGUUGACAUGCCCCAGUUUCUGGUGCCGGAACUGGUGGGCCAGGCCCUCUACGGUAUCUUUACCAUCGUCCUGGUCAUUGCGCUGCUCAACAUGCUCAUUGCCAUGAUCACCAGCUCCUUCCAGGAGACUGAGGACGCUGCUGACGUGGAGUGGAAGUUUGCUUGCUCCAAGCUCUACCUGUCCUACUUCCGAGAGGGCCUGACGCUGCCCGUGCCCUUCAGCAUCCUGCCCUCCCCCAAAGCUACCUUCUACCUUCUCAGGAGAAUUUUCCUCUUCAUUUGCUGUUGCUGCUCCUGCUGCAAAGCCAAGAAGCCAGCCUCUCCCCCAAUCCCCACCUUUGCCAAUCCUGGGGCAGGGGCAGGGCCUGGGGAGGAAGAGCGUGGAUCCUACUGGCUUCAUGUCAUCAAGGCUCUGGUACAGCGCUACAUAGAGACUGCGCGGCGGGAGUUUGAGGAGACCCGUCGGAAAAACCUGGGCAACAGACUGACAGAGCUGACCAAGACAGUAUCUCGACUGCAAAGCGAGGUAGCCGGUGUGCAGCGGACUCUGGUGGAGGGAAGGCUGCGCCGGCCACCAGACGGUGCCAGCAUCCUCUGUCGCUCCAUAAGCCGAGUGUGCAACAGCUUCCAGAACCUGGGCCCUCCCAUCCCUGAGAACCCAGAGCUGACAGUGCCAGGGAUUGUAGGCACCCAGGUGUCUUCAGAAACUGGGCUUCAGGACGCAGGCAAGGCCAGGACUCCAGCAUCUGGAGAGUCUGGCCCCUCCCCCCCAGCUCACGUGCUAGGGCACAGGGAGCAAGAAUGAGAGGGGGCUGGGGACGUGCCCCAGGAGGAAGACCUGGGAACCAAGGAGGGGUCCUGA
Messenger RNA from Lagenorhynchus albirostris (white-beaked dolphin), 2628 nucleotides. Its product is annotated as short transient receptor potential channel 2-like. The record is from RefSeq and is a predicted model, not a curated record. NCBI's taxonomy places the organism in Eukaryota, Metazoa, Chordata, Mammalia, Artiodactyla, Delphinidae. Gene Ontology annotation, biological process: calcium ion transmembrane transport; regulation of cytosolic calcium ion concentration; manganese ion transport. Gene Ontology annotation, cellular component: cation channel complex; membrane. Gene Ontology annotation, molecular function: inositol 1,4,5 trisphosphate binding; store-operated calcium channel activity.